Molecule: messenger RNA, 628 nt
Organism: Rhipicephalus sanguineus (brown dog tick)
Lineage: Eukaryota; Metazoa; Arthropoda; Arachnida; Ixodida; Ixodidae
Product: antimicrobial peptide microplusin
Exons: 5
Coding region: 156-491 (111 amino acids)
Source: RefSeq, a predicted model, not a curated record
GCUGGAGGCUGGUCUGGGGGUUGUGGCUGAACGAGGGCGGGGUUCUUAUGACCGCCGGUUUAAAAGGUUCGCCCGCAUCGACCCUCCGCACCACUCGCUGCAUUCAGCCUUUCUGAUUCAGUCGUGUCCAUCUAGCGAAGAUCCAGAGAACAACCAUGAAGGCGUUUCUGAUCUGCGCCCUGCUCGCCACUGUCGCCACUGUGAGCUUUGCUCACCACUUGGAGCUUUGCAAGAAACAAGACGAACCGCUGAAAACUGAACUUCAGUGCAUCGGAAUCCACAUAUCAGCUGAGGCGAACCAAAGCUUUGACAAAGCGAUGAAGACCCUUGGCUGCAAGGAUAGGAGCUGCGUCAUCCGGAAGCUCUGCGCUGGAAACGACCUGGAGGGCGCCAUGGCCGAUCAUUUCACGACGGCUCAAAUCACGGAGAUUCACGACGCUGCAACUACCUGCGAUCCAGAGGCCGGGCACAGCCACCACCACCACCACUGAAAGUGGUUCGCACGGUGCCUUCCGCGUACUGACAGUUCCUACAACUCCCAGAGUCGUGCCUUUGGUGGACUCCAUGGAGUUUUGUUUUAAUUAGCAUAACUAUUUACCGCAAUGAGAGCAAUAAAUACUCGUUUGCU